Molecule: messenger RNA, 932 nt
Organism: Exophiala viscosa
Lineage: Eukaryota; Fungi; Ascomycota; Eurotiomycetes; Chaetothyriales; Herpotrichiellaceae
Exons: 2
Coding region: 461-877 (138 amino acids)
Source: RefSeq, a predicted model, not a curated record
GAGUGAUUUGAGGCAACUUAACGCUUAGUCUUAUCAACAAGUCAGGGCUGACUAAGGUACACGGCGGUCCCCCAACUAAACUAGCCCUUCGCUUCAGCCCUGCCCAACAGUAGGGCUGAGCAUAAUUCUACCAACUACAUCGUACGGAGUACUAGUAUAAAUCCGGUUCGAUAAUGUGUCAGCUUUUCAAAGCAUGUCAAUCUGCCGUCCCUGAAAGAUCCGGAAUCUCGCGUCCACCAAGACGUGUUAAUAACCCCUUAGUAAGCGUUGUUGGACACUGAAGUCUCACACCAUUGUCAGCAUUCGGUAAGAACGAGGUAUCUAUUUGGUCUCGCUCCUAUCUCAAUGGUUCGUGAUCGCGCUUGCAUAACGUACCGUUCUCGAUCCAUCUUCACCUUCAGUAGAACGAUCUCUGCCAUAGCCCUUCUAUCCAGUUCACACUCCACUCUCAUUGCCUACAAUGCCGGCUGACCACUUCUCCCUGACUGUUCCCGAGUCCGCAUUCGAGGGUCUCAUAACUUUCCUCACCACCUCCCUCGCCCACUUUGGCUUCAAAGAGAUGACACACCCGACCCCUGGCGUCGUGGGUCUCGGCGAGGUGAUACCCUACUUUUGGAUCAAAAGUUAUCUCCCUGAGGGUCUGAGUGAGAAAGCCUUCCUAAAUCUGUUGAAGACGAAUCAUGUCGCGUUUACGGCUGAGAAUAGCGAGCAGGUCAACCAAUUCCAUGCUGCUGCGCUAAAAGCGGGCGGGACGUGCAAUGGACCGCCAGGCUUGAGGCAGGAGUAUCAUGCCGGGUAUUAUGGGGCGUAUGGGGCGUUUGUGAGGGAUCCAGCUUGUGGGGUAAACUUCGAGGUGGUAUGUCAUCUUGGAGAGUGAUGGGCCCCAUGGACGACAGGGGAUGAUCAUGAGGGUAAGCAGCGCAUCUCCAUUC